Messenger RNA from Helobdella robusta, 1859 nucleotides. RefSeq lists its product as hypothetical. Gene Ontology annotation, biological process: mitotic cell cycle phase transition; regulation of cyclin-dependent protein serine/threonine kinase activity. The record is from RefSeq and is a predicted model, not a curated record. The coding region runs from base 231 to 1316 and encodes 361 amino acids. Gene Ontology annotation, cellular component: cyclin A2-CDK2 complex; cytoplasm; nucleus. NCBI's taxonomy places the organism in Eukaryota, Metazoa, Annelida, Clitellata, Rhynchobdellida, Glossiphoniidae. The transcript has 10 exons. Gene Ontology annotation, molecular function: cyclin-dependent protein serine/threonine kinase regulator activity.
UGGGACAUUUAAAUUGUAUAAGUCGUUGAACGGCAGAUUUGCUGGAAUUUUAUUAUUUAAUGUUUUAUUUUUUUAUUUCAUCCAUUUUACGCAAAGUUUCAAAUCAAUUUUUACUGGGUUUGUUUGUCGCCUACGACCUUGCCACGAAAGCCAAAUCAUCAUCGUGUUGGUAAAUAAGUUAGUAGCUGACACUGGCAGAAUAGUAUAGUAUAGUAUAUAGUUAGUAUAGAAUGUAUCAGUCCCAGAAGAAUAUGGAAAACAACGAGAACGUUUCUCGUCACAUGGCACGGAAAUUGCGAGUUGCACGCCGCCGCAAACCAUUGGCGACACUGACGAACUUGCAGUACGAACAACAACAGGUUCACCGGGCUAUAGAAAAGUACCAAAAUGUUGAGAGAAACAAGGUUAAAGUUACUGACAGUGACACUGAAUUGUUGGAUAUGACAUUUGAUUCUUGUUACUCAGAAGAACAUCUUGAAAGCAGCCACUCACAUUCAGGUACCGAUGAGAUUUUUUCGACUGGCCAGCAAACAGUGGCGUCCUACAUUUACAAAGCUGAUGUCAGAGAGUAUUUGCAGGAUAAAGAGGCAAUAAAUCGACCGCGACCUGAUUACAUGAGCAGGCAAGUAGAUUUGACACACAAAAUGCGAGCAACGCUGAUUGAUUGGAUGGUUGAUGUGACCGAGGAGUUCCAGAUGCCCACAGAGGUCAUCCACUUGGCGACCAACUACCUUGACAGGUUCCUGUCCCUUAUGGCAGUCAACAGACAAAGACUGCAACUGCUCGGCACUGCAUGCCUCCUCAUUGCUUCGAAGCUGGAGGACUUUCAGACGCUUCCAUCCUUACAACAGCUCAUCUACUUGACUGACAACGCCUGCACUAGCAACGAUGUGAUAAGGAUGGAGCAGUUAGUCUUCAGAACACUGAAGUUUGAUGUGUCACCAACGACCAGCAUGGCCCUAUGCAAGCAUUUCCUCGAGAGCACAGACAUACACCAUGAUCAACCACUCCUGCCGCACAUUGCAAUGUACUUGGCUGAUUGUACAUUGUUGGAUGGUGAUCAAUUCCUGAAGUAUCUACCGAGUCAGAUUGCGUCAUCGUGCAUCUGUGUGAGCAGGAUACUACUGCGACUCGAGCCAUGGACGGAUGAUCUAGCCAGGAUGACUGGUUACAGCGUGGAUGAUGUGAGUGCAUGUGCCAACGACAUCAUCCACAUGUACAAACACCUGCAGACCUCCGGCUUGCAAGCUAUCAAGAACAAAUACUCGACAGCAAGGUACGGUUAUGUUGGGAAGUUGAAGAUAACUGGCCAAUGACAGUUGAGUCCCUGCAUUAUGUAUUUGCUAGCCACUGUCUGCCUCUUUCGCCUUCCAUACUCUGUACCAUAUCUUUAUAUGUAUGAUUUGUAAAGUAAUAAAAAUAAAAUAAUAAAAAAGAAUAAUUGUGAAUUAAUGAUUGUGACAAUGAGAGGAAAGUGAUGAAUUGGUCUUUUCGUGUUUAACGCAUUUGUACAUAAAACAUGAUAUUCUGUGGCAGGCGUCUGUUUCUAUGUUUUGCUGUUCGAUCCUACGCUUCUAUGACAGAUAUUCUUGUUUUGUUUUUUUAUAAUUUAUAGUUUUCUAACAUUGUUUUAAUUAUAUUUUUAAAUUUUAUAUGUAAUGUUUUCAUUUGUAUUUUAAUUUGUUUUUAACACGUAAUCAAACAUGUAAUUUAUUUAAUGGGCUAUUUUAUUAACGAUAAGUUUCAAUGAUUUGAACUUUUAUCUAACAUGAUUCAUGGAUAUCAAGCAAAUAUAAAUCACGGUCGAUUUGAUUAAAAGCUGCCAUAUGAAUAAACUGUACAGUUGUUUCAUUCGUUCA